Molecule: messenger RNA, 4703 nt
Organism: Anoplopoma fimbria (sablefish)
Lineage: Eukaryota; Metazoa; Chordata; Actinopteri; Perciformes; Anoplopomatidae
Gene: me2
Product: malic enzyme 2, NAD(+)-dependent, mitochondrial
Exons: 15
Coding region: 187-1938 (583 amino acids)
Biological process (GO): malate metabolic process; pyruvate metabolic process
Cellular component (GO): mitochondrion
Molecular function (GO): malate dehydrogenase (decarboxylating) (NAD+) activity; NAD binding; malate dehydrogenase (decarboxylating) (NADP+) activity
Source: RefSeq, a predicted model, not a curated record
ACAACCUCCCUGCUGCGUCUGAGAGGACAAACCAAGCGGUCAAACAACACCAUUUUUACAGCAAACCCCUGGAAAAAAUAUGCUCUAUAAACAGUAACCUAUGCGACAGGAGUAACCGCAGUAUUAUACUACUCAAAGAGCAGCGGCUUUCCACUAGGGAACCUCCUAGACCAGUGACUGACCACCAUGUUGUCACGGUUGAAGACAACCUGGUCCCUGAGGCCCUGUGUCUCUGUGUGCAGAUGGGCACACACCAAAGAGAAGGGCAAGCCCCUCAUGCUCAACCCUCGCACCAACAAAGGCAUGGCCUUUUCUCUACCAGAGCGUCAGAUUUUAGGGAUACACGGUCUGUUGCCUCCCAAAGUGGAGACUCAGGACAUUCAGGCAAUGCGCUUUCAGAAUAAUCUCAAGAAGAUGACCGAUCCCCUACAGAAGUACAUCUACUUGAUGGGCAUCCAGGAAAGGAAUGAGAGGCUUUUCUACAGGGUGUUGAUGGAAGACAUCGAAGAAUUGAUGCCAAUUGUCUACACUCCCACUGUAGGCCUGGCCUGCACACAUUAUGGGCACAUCUUUAGAAGACCCAAAGGCUUGUUCAUCUCUAUUCUGGACAGAGGACACAUUCGUUCCAUCCUGGACAACUGGCCAGAGACUAAUGUUGCAGCAGUAGUCGUAACUGAUGGAGAGCGUAUUUUAGGAUUAGGUGACCUGGGUGUAUACGGAAUGGGCAUCCCUGUCGGAAAACUUUGCCUGUACACUGCCUGUGCUGGAAUUAGACCUGAGAGAUGUCUGCCUGUGGCAAUAGAUGUUGGCACAAACAAUAAGACUCUCCUCAAGGAUCCGCUGUACAUGGGCCUGUACCAGGAGCGAGAUCAGUCUCAAGCUUACGAUGAUCUGAUUGAUGAGUUCAUGGAGGCUGUGGUGGACAAAUACGGGCAGGGCACACUGAUCCAAUUUGAGGACUUUGGGAACCACAAUGCCUUCCGCUUUCUCAGGAAGUACAGGGAGAAGUACUGCACCUUCAACGAUGAUAUCCAAGGCACUGCAUCUGUAGCCCUUGCUGGUUUGUUAGCAGCUCAGAGAGCCAUUGGCAAACCCAUCACUGAACACCGGGUGCUUUUCCUGGGAGCUGGAGAGGCUGCCCUUGGUAUUGCCAAUCUGAUUGUCAUGGCCAUGAUGGAGAGAGGGAUGACCCAAGAUGAGGCCAGAAAUAAGAUCUGGUUGUACGAUAAACAUGGCUUACUAGUAAAGGGCAGACAACAGGAAACAGACUCUAACCAGGAAGCAUUUCUUCAUGACAGCCCAGGGACUAUACAGAGCUUCCUAGAUGCCGUCAACACCAUCAAACCCACAGCUAUCAUUGGUGUGUCAGGAGCUGGACGUCUUUUCACCCAUGAUGUCAUCAAGGUCAUGGGAACCCUGAACGAACGACCAAUUAUCUUUGCCUUGAGUAACCCAACAACUAAAGCAGAGUGCACAGCGGAGGACGCCUAUACACUCACUGAUGGUAGAGUUCUUUUUGCCAGUGGCAGUCCAUUCGGUCCAGUGACACUGAGUGAUGGCCGCAUCUUCACCCCUGGACAAGGAAACAACGCUUACAUCUUCCCUGGUGUGGCAUUGGCUGUGAUCCUGAGUGGAGUGAGACACAUCAGUGACACAGUAUUCUUAGAGGCUGCCAAGACCCUUGCAGAGCAGCUGACGGAUAAAGAGCUGGAAGAAGGCAGACUCUAUCCUCCUCUCUCCAACAUCAGAGAGGUCUCUCUCCAGAUGGCUGUCAAGGUGACGGAGUUUGUCUAUGCUAAAGGUAUGGCAUUUCGGUACCCUGAGCCUGUGGACAAGGACAGCUUUGUACGUGCAACUGUGUGGGACACCCACUACGACUCCUUCUUGCCAGAUACCUACGACUGGCCAGAUAUCAGCUUCAGCCCCAAGAAAAACUAGAAGUAGACCAGACCCUCACUGUGCUUUUUGUUUUCCACUUAACUCUCUAUCACAGAUAAUUUGAGAUGAUCAUAACCUUAGUGCAAACAUCUGCUUAAGGUAGUAGAAGCCCAUUACUUCUGCCAUGUGACCGCAUUUGCACGAAACAAGUCUUAUUAGAACUGUGAAAGAGUAUAGAGGAGAAUGGAAUCUGAAACAGGAUAUUUAAAUGAAGAUGGCCACUUUUACUUAACAUCCCAGUUCUUUAUCACCUCUGCAUCACAUUUAAACUUGCAUAGCACCUGGAGGGCCACCUGGUGAUGGAAAAAGGCAUGGUGGAAAUCUGGAUUCAUUGUUGCAACCUUGAGAGAAAUUUUGAUGAUCUAUGCUGUUUUACAAAGAAAAUAAUAAUAAGGUAAUAUAAGACUAUAUUACAGUUACUUAAAAAACUAAAUUAUAUGUGAUUGUCAUAAACAAAGCAGAGCCUAAAACACCACACUUGCAUCCAACAAUUUGAACACUAGGUCAAUUAGAUUGUGUUGAGUAGUAAACCAAACACUGCACAGUCUGCCUCUGCACAAGGUUAAGAUGGAUUUUUACCAGAGAUGACUCCAUGAAUUGUUUUGUGGUUGGGAUCGCCUCCACUUUCUUUCUUUUUAGUCAUAAAAUGCCAUGUACAAUAUCAUCAUAUGUUUCACCUGUUUUAAAGGUAGUCACUCCACAUUUAAUGUAAUGAUGACUCUAAUUUGAUGCAAAAGAGUUGUGUACACUCCUGGUGCCAAGCUUUUUACUAAUACUCCGAAUAUAUUUAGCUACCUAGAGAUUUCCAAACUUAAUGCGCACAAUAUGCAGUUGGGACAUUAUCAUCACCUUUUUUCACAUCAAGUGGCCCUCUUGAUAGCUUCAGUAAUCCAACCAAUGCCUGGUAUAAAACAUAUAUUUAAAGACUUCUUUUUCACGUAUGCUUUAAUCCAGCAACAUUCCUUAUCAGAGAAGGUCUAGUGAAGCAGAAUGUUAAAGUACUCGGCCUUUGUGUGCAAUCUAGUGGAGAAAUGAAGGGAAGAUCUAAAGAAAAACCUCUGAAAAUUAUGAUGAGAUUUUAUGAAGGGAAGUUAAAUGAAAAUGAUAUAUAAAAAAACACUCUAGAAACUAAUGUCCACUCCAGCAUCACAUUUGUUUGAAUGUUUUUCUCACAUUGUAUUUAUUUCUCUGAAUUUAUUGUAUUUCAUUUGAUGGGAGUGUAUUUAGCUGUUGCCCUUGAGGUGUAUAUUCAUUAGAAAGUCUCUCCCAAACACCUUUUUGAAUGAGGUGUGGUAGGAAGAAGCCAUCCCUAGAAAUGACCCCUUUGAUAAAUGUGGUAUACAAAUUGAUCAUGAACUAACAUUUAAAAAAAAAAAAAGUACAGGAUAAAAUUAUCGGAUCUCUGUUGUAAUUAUAUUUUGUGAACUGUACAUACACUUUUGUAGAGCCGGAGACUGUCUAAUGAAAGAGUGUUUAUAAAGUUGUGUUAAGUAAAUCCAUGUUUUGUUUCAGCAGGUUGGUGUGUUUGUUUCGGCAAGUUUAUAUGUAUGGCACAAAGUUCUGUAUAUAAGACAUAAAAGGCAUUUGGAAAAACCCAAGGAAAUAUACAAAGAUAAAUAAGUCAAAUUAAAUAGAAGCUGAAUAUAAACUUUAAUAUAAUAAUACAGAUAAAAGUGCAGUGUAACAUGUGAAUAAAUAGUCCUAAAUAAAUUUAAUAAGGGGCAUAUAGAUUGUUACUGACAAUAUAUAUUUGUGAUGAAGAAACCAAGUAAGGCUAUCAAGUCCACUUUAAAUAUCUGAAGUGUCACCAGAAUUGUUUUUUUAGAUUGAGCAUUUCUUUAGACAUGUUGUGUCAAAUCCAGUGAGUGUAUACGCAGUUCAGCAGUCACAGUUAUAGCAGAUGACAUUUUCCUCAAGGUCAUAACAUGCAUUUAUCAAACUAAGAGACCGUAUAAACUUUAUUCAAGUUAUAUUUUUCUAAUAUUCCACAUCUGUAAAUGUCACUUGAAUGUUCUGCACUUGUUAUCUAUAAGAUUUUUAUACUUUGCUCUGUGCUCCGAGAGACUGCUUCAGUAUAUUACUGUGGGAAAUGCAAAGAUAAAAAAAUGAUGUGUUAGUGUGAAAUGAGACUUGAGAAGCCCUGACCAUAUAUAUUGGACACAAACACGUACACACACCCUUGCAGAUAAAAUGUGUUCAAGUCUGAAAAAUUUAACAAGUUACAUUAAAGCUAUCAAUUAAUCUACUUCAUUCAUUGUAUUGCCUUAGUCAUUAUUGUCAACGGUUAAGGGAAUUUACAGAAUCAUGUGUUAGUCUUAGUCAAUACUAGGCCACUCUGAAUUCAAAUUCUAUCUUCUUGUGUUGUAUUCAAUGUGCAGUUUUUCCUCUGAUAGACUGUGCACCUUCAGGUUGUGAACACAAUAUGUUGUUAAAGGCAUAGUUUUGUACUAUUAUUUCAAAGAAACUAUUUAGGUAAAGUUCAAACUCUGUGUGUCUCUAAGUGUCUAUCCGGUUAUUGUUGUUGUUACUGACUGUAAUCCUCCAGUGUGAGUUUUUACUGUCUUGUGUAUGAAUUGUUCAUGAAUAUCGUUUUGUGUGAUUCAUGUCGUCCCCAUAACUUUACACCUUUUUUCAAUGAAGUGUGCAUUCAUAUAGUGCUGUCUCUUUUUUGGUUGUAGUUCUGAAAUGUAUUUUUGCCACACAAUAUUAUUGCCUUAGUGUUUGUGUGUAGAGAGAAUACCAAUGUGCAGAAUAAACAGUUUUAU